This is a messenger RNA of Erigeron canadensis, 2580 nucleotides long. RefSeq lists its product as uncharacterized. The coding region runs from base 60 to 2342 and encodes 760 amino acids. The record is from RefSeq and is a predicted model, not a curated record. The transcript is spliced from 13 exons. Lineage: Eukaryota; Viridiplantae; Streptophyta; Magnoliopsida; Asterales; Asteraceae.
CACUCAGACUCACUCUGCCAAAUAUUUUGACCAUCUUUUUAAUUCUUUCUUUUUUUCCGAUGGCCGUCGACGAUUUCUCAAAAUCAGUUCAAAUGGGAAUCGACCUAUCCAAGAGAAUAUCUUACGGCAAAGACAAAGCUUCCAGCAUGACAGCCCCAAAAGCACCCUCCUCCAUGAGAAAAUCAUUGUCUUCUUCGUCGGCGUCAUCAUUGCGGUCACCGGAAGACUAUUUUCCGACAGCACCGAUGGUCUACGCCGUGAUAGUUGACCCGCGUGUCGUUGAUAAUCCGGAUAUAUGUAGCUACCAGCCUUAUGUGUACGGACAUUGUGAUCCACCGGCUCUUGUUCCUCUGCACAUGCAUUCAAUUUGUAUGAAACUUGAUUGUUUCUUGGACACCGCCUUUGUUACUCUUACCGGAACUUGGCGCCUUCAUUGCGUGACCUCACGCGCUUCUUGUGAUUGUAGAAUUGCGGUUCCUAUCGGCCAACAGGGUUCAGUUCUAGGUGUUGAGGUGGAGACCGCUAGAAGAUCAUAUUCUACACAAUUCAUAACCGCACAAAACGAAAAGGAUGUGGAAAAUCUAACUGACACUAAUAACGGAUUUCUAAUGAAAGGACACACGUACACAUUUAGGAUUUCCCAGGUUGAGGGAGGAUCACUUAUCAAUGUAAAUAUAAGAUGGUCUCAGAAAUUGUUGUAUCAAGAUCAUGAGUUCUGUCUCACUGUGCCUUUCACUUUUCCGGCUCAUGUUGUGCCAGUAAUGAAAGGAAACUCUAUGAAGGAAAAAAUGCUGCUAAAUGUGAACUCUGGUACAGAGACUGAGAUCGUUUGCAAUAUUGCCAGUCAUCCUUUAAUGGAAAUAAGGCGACUGGCUGGUGAAAUAGGAUUUUCAUAUGAGGCAGAUGUCAAAAGAUGGUCAACUCAAGACUUGUAUUUUUCUUUCUCUGUGUGCAAAGAUAAUAUCAUUGCCAGUUUGCUACUGCAGUCUCCAUCUCUACAUGAUUAUGAUCAGAGAGAUAUGUUCUGCUUUUAUCUUCUUCCUGGGAAGAAUAAAAUAAGUACAAAGGCUUUCAGAAAAGAAGUGGUAAUUCUAAUAGACGUAAGCGCAAGCAUGCAUGGAGAGCCUCUUGAGAAAUCAAAAGAUGCGAUGAUAGGCUGCCUAUCUAAGCUUAAUAAAGAAGAUACUUUUAACAUCAUAUCCUUCAAUGGGGAGACUUUAGCAUUCUCAUCUUCAUUAGAGUUGGCAACAGAUGAAGCAAUCACAAACGCAACUGAAUGGAUGCACACAAAUCUUAUUGCUGAGGGAGGUACAAACCUUUUGAUUCCCGUGAAACAGGCAUUUGAUUUAGUUGGCAAGAAUGGUGAGUCUAUUCCUCAUAUAUUCCUCAUUACUGACGGGUCUGUUGAAGAUGAAAAAGAAAUCUGUAAAAUUAUGAAAGAUCACUUGGUGGACGGAGGAAUUAAUUGUCCCCGGAUUAGCACAUUUGGGAUAGGUUCAUACUGCAAUCAUUAUUUUUUACAAAUGCUUGCACAUAUGGGAAGGGGAUGCUAUGAUGCUGCUUUUAAUGUAGAUUCAAUCAGCGAUCGAUUACCACGGCUGCUUAGCAAUGCCUCAUCUCCUGUAGUCGCAAAUGUAACUCUAGAUUCCCUAGAAAAUCUCGACUCAGUUGAGUUGUACCCAUUUCGUAUUCCAGACCUGUCUGGAAGUCCAUUAAUUGUAUCAGGCCGAUACCAUGGGAAGUUCCAAGACAUUGUUAAAGCUAGAGGUUUACUGGCUGAUCGGAGCACUUGUGUGAUUGAUGUCAAAGUGAGAGAUGCAAAGGGGAUACCUUUGGAUAGGUUAUGUGCACAAAGGGAGAUUGACACGCUCACAGCACAUGCAUGGCUCGACCAAAAUACACAGCUAGAGGAGAAGAUUGCAGAAUUGAGCCUACAAUUGGGGGUUCCUUGUGAAUAUACUCGUACAAUCCUAGUUCAGAGUGACAAAGUAAAGCCAGCCAUUGAUUCAGUUCAAUCAAAUGAGAAGUGUCCAAAGUUGGAGAAUCACAAGAUUACAUACCUGAAGGAUACAAGUUUUAGAUUUGGUAACUUGAUGGCGACGGUUAAUAAUCUACCUCCUGGAAUAGAAGAGUUAAAGCUAAAUGAGCCUGCAGGAAUGAUGAUGCAAGCGGCUUCCUCUUGUUGGGGGAUCUUUCUUCAUCGAUGUUGUUGCAUGGGUGUCAUCCAGUCGUGUUCUCGAAUGAAUGAUCAAUGGGCCGUUGCUCUCACACAACUUUGCACUGCUCUUGCUUGUUUUGAAUGUCUCAAUUGUUGUUGUGAAGUAUGUGAUUCGUGCAGCUGACUUAUGCAGCUAGAUGGCAGGUUAAAAAGUAGGUUUGGAAGAAAUAAAUAUGUAACGUGGUGCAACGUGCAUUUGUAUGUAUAUAUGUCAAUUAAUGAUCUAUAUUUUGGUUCAUCGCCCUGAAGGCUUCGUUAGUUAUUUACUCGGGGGACUCAUGUAUGCUUUAGAUACACUUGUCUUGGAAGAUAAUGUUGACACUAUCGAUAUUAUUCAUCAAAGAAGAUUCUUUUUGAAGUAA